AUGGCGGCUAUGUCGCCUGAAGCUGUGGAUCCUGUCUUGCUCUUUUGUGACACAUUCAGCCAUCCUGAAAAUGAGGAAAUGCAUCUUGACUUGAUCAGCUUUCCAAGACCCGUCUGUAUCCAGGAAGUAAGGGUCAUACCUGCAGGACACAGAGUCCAUGCUGCUGUUAGUGAGAGAGAGAAAAUGGGAGAGACCCAUCCUCCCUCUUUUAAGCUGGAUCUAUUCAUUCGGAAUCUAGACAGGCCUGCAGAUGUAGUGUUUGAAAGACUUGGACAACUAGAGUAUAAAGAACCCAACAAUUUUCAGCUGGUUACCAAUUCUAAGGGUGCAACUGAUGUGGUGGUUCUGCGUGGGUGGUACAAUAGAAUCACCAUUAGUCUGUAUGGUCUCUUCACUGAUGUCAAUCAACGUCCUCAAGAAACACGCGCAGAACCAAGAGUUGAUAGGCCCCCAGUCAUUGUAGAAACAAGAGGCCUUGAUAGGGAUAUUGAAAGAGUGCUCAGGGAUACAGAGAAAGUACCCUUUGAAAAAGUACCUGAGAGGGCUGAAAGAGAUCAUGAUAGAGGUCCAGAAAGGUCAUUAAGAAGGGAGAGGAGUGCUGAGAGAGGUCCUUCUGACUCAGCUCUCUUUGAGAAGAGUCCAGAUGAAAGAGCCUUUGAGAGAACCACUGAAUCGAAGGAGAAGAGAGAUGAGCAGUGGCAUGCAAAAGAAGAAAGAAAAGCUGGGAAGGAGAGGGAAAGAACUCAGUCAAAGUCACCACCUAGAAUAAAAUCUCCACCAGGAUCCCCCGAGAGUGCAAUGGCAACUGUUGGUGAAAGUACUGCUGCCAAGCCAACUACUCCACCAGGGUCCCCAAGGGAGGAGCAACCAGCUGGUACAGAGUCUGGUAACCAAUCUCCAGAUGACUUGUUCGAGCCACUCACACCUGACAGAUCACCCUCAAACUUGUUUAUGUCUGAUGAAGAGGACAUUGAUGAACCAGAUGGCUAUGAAGAAAUCCUUAGUGAUGAAGAGGAGAUGGAUGAUGGAACAAUAGAUGACGCAGAUGUACAGUUUGGUGAUCUUGAUCUUUAUAGUGAAGAUGCUUGGAUGUCAGUGUCUGUUAGUUUUAAUCCCUACCAAUGUGACCUGUCACCUUUGACCACAUUUAGUCCUCCAGAUGGUACAGAAUAUGAAAGUGCUCUACUGAAAGUUAAAGAUGAUUCCAGUAAGUGGCUUGUUUCAACAUCCACUACUGCCAGCUCCUUAGAUGAGCAGCAACUGAACUUGGGACAGACAUUGUUUGAACAUGUGGAAAUGUGUUGCACUUCUGAGAGGAAUAAGAAAUGGAUUGAGCAACUUGAGGAAAUACCCAGACUUCUUAUUCCAGGGCUGGCCUUUCUUACAAGAAGUGAACAAAAAGAGGGAGUGAAGAGGAAACUUAUUGAAUGGAUCUUGUAUUCCUUGGAUGUUGAGAUGGCUCAGAAACUUCCUAUAGCUGCUAACAUUCGAUUGCUAAAAGCAGGACUGAAGCUUGUUGGUGCAAUGUGCUCCUGUGGAUCAGAAGUUUCUUCUUUUCUGAUAGAAGCUGGGGUUCAGGAGUCUCUUGGUAAACUUCUAACAACAGAACACAUGUCCUCUUCAAUGAAAUUGUUGACUCUGCAAGCCAUUGACAACACUACAGAUUCCUACAUUGGAAUGGAACAUUUCCUUGGAUGGGAUGAAGAUGCCAACUUGAAGGUCAAGGAGAGUGAAGAAAACACUGUCAAGGAAGAAUCCAAAAGUUACCAGCAACUUGUUGAUUUUCUUCUUGCUGAUCAGACUGUACGUGUGGUAGAAUCUGCUUCAGCCCUUGCUCGCAAAGUCCAUUUGUAUGAAUUGCUUGCACUUUUGCAGAAAACUGUAGACAAAAUUAUUGAAACAACUCCCAGUCCAAGGCAGACAGAUCCUGAAACAGACUCAGUUGGUGAGGUAACUGAAACCAAGCAUGCAGCUGAUGUGAUGUCCCCUGAUCCUGACAUUGCCAUGGAUACAUCAGGGUUAGCCUCAGGUGAACGAGAACAACCCCUUAACACAGAGAUGAUAGAGAUCCUUGCAAGCACCUUGGAAGAGAUCUGUAUCUACCUUAAACAGGCUCAGCAGUUGAUAGUUCAGGCUCCUGUGAAAGCAUUUCCUACCUCAGCAAAGAUCACAGGAUUUGAUAAAUCUCCUAAAGAUCCUUACCCAGUCUUGUUUCACUUCUUCAAGGCCCGUCGCCUUCUGGAGUCCAUUCUGGUUGUGAUGUCCUCAACAGCUGGUUGUCAUCCUGCAGUGUUUGGGCCAAUUAGAGAUUUCUUCUUUACAUUGUUACAGUCACAGCAAGGUUUGUUGUUCCUUUCCUCUCAUCCUGACACUAUAAAUGGUCUUAUCCGUGUCCUCACUCAAACAACGGAGGCUGAUAUUCACCACAGUGAUGCAGCGCCACUGAAUGAAAUCCUCAGAGAUACAACUGCAGCCGACUCUUGCACUCCCCAGCAUCUGGGACUUUUGCUGAUUUAUCAUUUGCAGACUCUCCAAGCUGUGGAUCAACUGCUUACAUCCCUCACUCCAGAUUUGCUGCCAAAUGACAUGGACGGAGCUGAUCUGCUUUCUACUUUACACACUCUCUACUCCAUGACCUUUACAGCCAUUGGUAAAGCUGCAGUAGUGUCUGUUCUCAGCUUGGAAACAAAUCUUAGUGCUCUACUUCCGUUUGUGGAAUCUACCGGAGAUGCAAAAGACGAUGCUAAGUUGAAGAAAUGUGUGUCAACGAGAUACGCCACGGUGUUGAUUCUUUUAACUGUAAAAUUGUCUGAGAAUGUGGAAAUGUUAUCCAAGCUUGCUCCGAGACUCACGGCUGUCACAGAAAGAGUGGAUGCGGACUCUUCAAUUACCGAACUGGGCCAUUGGCUGGUUGCUUUGAAAGAUAUCAAGUUUGAUAUGUCAGGCAUCGGCAAAUUAGUAGAAUUUGUGAAAAGUCAUCUGGAUGAGAUGAAUGUCACACCCAGUGUAGCAAGUGGAGUACUGAUGGCUGUCCGAGUCCUAAGGUACCUUGCCUGUCCUGUGGAGAAGUCAAACACAACUGAAGUGAUUCAGAAAGAUCUCAACCACAACUUGGCCUGCAUUGAGCUGUUCUCUGCAAAUGCCAUGGACGUGUUUAUCAACGUGUUUCAAAAACUAGGAGACUUCCUUCUCCGCCCCUGGAGGCAGGGGCAACCCCUACACACUGGACCUCCCCUAGUAAUGGUUUCUAUGGUAACGCCUCUUCUUGCACUGGUGAAGACCCUUCUAAUAGAGCUGCUGAACAGUGGUAAAUACCAGUUUAAAGAUAGAAGACUUAUGAAGGCAAUGAUGGUACUUCAUACUGUGAUGUGCACAGCUCCAAUGACAGGACAACUUAGUAGUCUUGCUCACAAGGUCCAAAGUGAAAUUGUUGAUGUAUUCAUGACAUUUACGAGGCCAGUCGUACAAUCAUCUGACCAUGAAGAAGCAAUAAAUGAAAGCAUUUGGUCGCUUAUGUUAAAAGAACUUCUUGAAUACACAACAUCUGCUCCCCAAGCUUUCCUAGGAGGACUUGUUUUGCUGUCAGAACUGUUACCAAUACCUUUACCAAUUCGCUCGCUGGAGGAAAUGCCUCAGGAAGAAGCGAAUCUGGUGAUGAAUCAUCGCCGGCUGUGGAGUGCGCACCUCAAUCCACUCAGCACAGAGCUGCAAGGAAUACUCAAGGAUCUGGCCGGAUCAGCAUGUCACAAUCUUCAGCAAGUACUGAGAAGAGUUUGUUCACAGCUGUCAGACCUCUCUGCACCCACAGCCUUCAAUAUCGUCAGAACACUUCUGGAGACACUGGACAGCGAGAUGAGCAAAGCAAGUGGAGACGACAAUAGUUGUUCCCCGGGAGGUGUGCGUAUUAUGACAUUGUUAGCUUACCUUUCAUCACAGCCAGCUGUCAAAGUGUCGCUGCUUCAACUUUUGAAAACCAGUGGCAAUGCCAAGAACGAUGACCUGUUGUUCCCCAGUCUUUUGCCGUCCAUGUUGUCUUGUUUGAAAGGGUCGUCUGAAAAUCAAACGGUGUCUAGAUCACAGUACUGUGUCGUGUCGAUUGUCCAGUCCUUGUGUGACCCCACGGUUAGCCUGAUGCCUUUCGAAACUCCUUUUACCGACCAACAUCUGGCUAAUACUUUGCCGGACAAGGAGAUGCUGGAAGUGAUUUGUGCUGCGUUACUGGAGCACAUGGGAUCCGAGCAGCAGUCAUUUGCUACAAUUUUGCUCGCUCUGAGGACCCUGCUGACUCUUACCGAACAUAACUAUGGUGUCUACCACCAGAAAAGAGCUCUGGAGAACAAUAGUGAAGUGUUUUAUCGCCUUCUGAAAAGGCUGUCGUCGUCUUUUGAGAAUAGCAUUCCAGGCCCGGAUCACCUGUCCACGCUGUCGACGACCAUUGAGCUGCUGCAGCUGUUACUACCGGAGGAUACAGCCGGUAUAAUUCAGGAACAGGAAGACGAUGCCAUGGAGGGCGAACCAUUGAAGCUAACCACUGAGAUCAGCAUCAGCGCGGCUCAGAUGAGAAGCUUCCUUAAAUUUGACAGCGCUGCGGAGGACGGCCCGCUGAGAACAUUGGAAAAACGACUCGAGGAAAGCUGCAAAGAAGACGAGGCUCUGGAGCCAUUAUUAGAUGCAGUUCGUGUUUUGACAGUUAUGCUGCGUAAAACAGAAGGCGAGACUGAAAAAGAAGCAGAGGAGGUCACUGAACCACAGCUCCCAAGUCCACUUCCGCUUCAGACGCUGUUUGUCAACAGAUUGGCCUUCGUUUCCGGUGAAGUUGAGGAUGGUGGGGUCAGUCCAACGCUCUGGUACUCUACCCCUCUCCCAGACGAUAUCGAUCCUGAAGUUGACUUGAUAAAAAUCGGUGUUGAUUCUCUGACAGAGAAGUUCUCUCCGGACUUUGAUCUCAAGGCCGAGUUAGAAAAAGGACUGGUUCCUUCUCCCCCAGGCUCCCCGACGCGCAAGAAAGCUCACAGAAACAAGAGAAAGUACGAUCCCUUGAUAUCUGGUCAGCGAAAGGAUAAUAAGAAAGCCAGGACAGCUCCUUCAGCGCCAAUGAGAGGCGGUGGUCGAGGCACGAGGGGUAUGCCACGGGGUCGAGGCAACCCUCGCAUGAAUGACUUGUUCCGAUCACGCAAGCAAAAUACGAGCCGUCCACCCUCCAUGCACGUGGAUGACUUCAUGGCAAUGGAAAAUGCUAAGACCCAGGACUCGCCGCCUCCGAUGCGAAGGACUGGUCCCAAGGGUCCUCCACCAGGUAGAUCGAUGGACCAUGGCCCAGGCAACUUCAUGGGAAAUCAGGGCCGUUGGACGGCUAUGCCGGGGGGACCACUUCGAAAAGGUCCUGGCAUGGUUACUCAAGGAGGAAUGCGCGGGGCAGGACCUGACUGGGGAAACCCACGACAGCAUCCUAUCGCCUUUCCGGGACAAAGGAAUUUCCAGAGAGGACCGGAUUGGGGAUCGCAAACUCCUCAGCCGUAUAGAGGUGGUGGAGGAGGAAUGAGAAAUAACUAUAAUCGACCACAGAUGCGAGGUUACUGGGAUGCGCCCAAGUCUAAAGAUGACUCGCGGUUCAUGCCCCCGCCAAAUGUUGGUGGUUAUCGGCCUGGGGCUGGGCGAGGUUAUCCAGGCAGACAUAUGAGAUCAUUUACACGAUGAAUUCAGUCUCCAGAAAGAACGAUCCACGCACAUACUUAAAUUUAACUUUUAUUUUGCUGAUAUUUCAGUUGAUGUUAAAGUUAAGCUUAUCGUAGAGAUUGUGGCAUUACAAAACCAUUUAAGUUAGAUUAAAUAGACCUAGGAAACCAUUAGAUUUGUUUGUACCAUCAAAAUUCGUUUCAAUUUUACAUUAAAUUUUCGAAACUUGAUACCAGUGUCCAUAUUUAUCUUGGCUGGGGAGUUUUAAGCGAAGUCGUUUCAGGAGGCUGUGCCAUACUUUUAAGUAGUAUUUAAGAUCAUAUCUUUCUCUCCUUUUUGCGAUAAAUGUGUAACUUUCGAACUACACAAAAGCCUUGGACAUCUGUAGCUCCUCUUUGCUAGUUUCACAAGAACCGCUUGUGCUGGUAAAAAUACUCGGGACAAAGGCAUUUAGGACACGUUGCAGGAUCUAAUAUUAACGUUGUUUCAGAGUAAAAAUUCAAGUGUGUGCAU
Pocillopora verrucosa is the source of this 6189-nucleotide messenger RNA. RefSeq names its product protein virilizer homolog. Gene Ontology annotation, cellular component: RNA N6-methyladenosine methyltransferase complex. The record is from RefSeq and is a predicted model, not a curated record. Gene Ontology annotation, molecular function: RNA binding. Lineage: Eukaryota; Metazoa; Cnidaria; Anthozoa; Scleractinia; Pocilloporidae.